GGCACUGAUGUGACAGCCUCAGGCUGUGCUGAAAGUUCCAUGUAAGUUUCUACAAACGGUGUUCAAGCCUGAGAAUACUGAUCAAGGUUCCAGGGCAGCCUAUAGCGCCAGGCUCCUAUAUAGGUGGGUAUCACCACUUCUCUGUCUCUUUAUUCCAGCCAUAGCAGAGACAAGGUGCCCCAUUCAGGGCUUUCCAGUCCACAGAAGCACAUGUGGCUCCACAGUGAUUCAAGCCCCACUCGGCCUAGCCUCCUGGGGUCAGGGCCAGCCUGGGAAAGGACGUGAGGACCCAGUCUCUCAGCCUCACCUAAGCCUCUGGCUUCCUCAGAAUAGGAUGGAGUAAGGCCUUUUCUACAGAACAGCACUGUAACAGCUCACCCUCAUGUGGACAUCUGGACCCCACAGUCCCGCUGGCACAGUCCCUGAGAACUGUUUGGCCCUCCACCCUGCCUCCAGGACACCGCAUGAAGGAAGUUCACCAGUGCUAGGACAAGGGAUAAAGUGAGUUGAAGCUGAGGCCCUGGGUUCUGCUAAUAGAGGAACCGAGAACCGUUCUCUUUGAAAAGAGAAGUAUGUCAUUGCCAUGGCCCCAGACACACAGACUCCCACCUCUGUCCUGAGUGGAGUGCCCAUUCUCUGGAAAGCCGCAAACAUUCCCAAGCUGGACUUCUAGUGAAUUAUUUCAAAUUCUUUGAAUUUUUCUAGUCUGGAAGGAUUGAAGGAGGGGACAGGAGGCGGGGAAUGAUCUCCGAGGAGGUUAAAUAGGUCACCUCAACGCUGGGCACCAAGAAAAGCAGAGGGACCCAUGAAGAUCUUCACCCACACUUCUGGCACCAUGAUGUCACUCCGGAUUCUACUCCUGGCUGCCCUGCUUCUGGGGACUUCUCUGCAGCAUGCCAGCGCUGCUCGCGCCACCAACGUAGGCCGAGAGUGCUGCCUGGAGUACUUCCGGGGGGCCAUUCCCAUCAGGAAGCUGGUGACGUGGUACAGGACCUCAGUCGAGUGUCCCAGGGACGCUAUCGUGUUUGUGACUGUCCAGGGCAGGUUCAUCUGUUCAGACCCCAAAGGCAAGCAUGUGAAGAAGGCCAUCAGACACCUCCAAAGCCUAAGGCAGUAGCCGGUGACCUUCCCCCAGGAGCACUUGGAGACUCCAGCCCUGGUUCUCAUGACCUCAGCCCAAAGCUGCCUGCAUCCAAUGGAGGCCUUAAGAGCCCAAGAAGAGCCACCGAGUGGGAGUCCCUGUCCCCUUUUAUGGACUCAAGCUACAGGCACAAAAACCUCU
Messenger RNA from Onychomys torridus (southern grasshopper mouse), 1282 nucleotides. RefSeq names its product C-C motif chemokine ligand 17 (gene Ccl17). Gene Ontology annotation, cellular component: extracellular region. The record is from RefSeq and is a predicted model, not a curated record. Gene Ontology annotation, molecular function: chemokine activity; CCR chemokine receptor binding. Gene Ontology annotation, biological process: cellular response to tumor necrosis factor; neutrophil chemotaxis; immune response. The coding region runs from base 806 to 1117 and encodes 103 amino acids. The transcript is spliced from 3 exons. Lineage: Eukaryota; Metazoa; Chordata; Mammalia; Rodentia; Cricetidae.